UCCCACUCUUCCUCUAGCCUACGCUCUUUCUAGUCUUCUAGAUCUUUCUCUCCUGCUCCCUCCCUUUCAUUCCUUCUCUCCGAAUAACCUCAUGACACGACGAAUUAAAGAUUUUAAGGAAACCAAGAUUCUUUCUUGUUCUAAGUCGUGCUCUCUGCUUUCUCCAUUCCUUUCUUUACUUGGUCAGCCUGCUAAAUUCUUCAUUUACUUCCUAAUCAAAUCCUUUAAUCUUUAUUCACAAGUGAAACCAUGAUUUCCUAUGCAAAACCCAGCGGAAACCCAGUAUUGUCGACGAUCCAAGCAAUCCAGAGGCCACCAUCGAAGCCACCACUUCUUCGCUCAAAUUCCAUUAACAACAUUCACCACCAGAACCCAAGAAUCAAUUCGUCCCCAAUCAACACCAAUAAUAAAUCCAUAAAACCGCAAACCCAUCUCCUUAAACCCAUCAUUAUAACUCCAAACCAAAUCCCUCUCGGAAAAAGUGGGACAAAUGACAGGAGCACAAAGUCUCCUCAAGUGGGUAGGCAACAGGUGUUGGGCUUGUGUGGAUUUGGGUAUUGGGUUCAAGGGUUCAGGUGUUUUCCAUGGUUGGCGAUGAAUUUCCACAUGGCUCACACUCUUAAGCUGCAUCCUUCAACGUUGCAGCUUGUGCAGAAUUCUGCUAACCUACCCAUGGUGGCCAAGCCUCUUUAUGGAGUCCUUUCUGAUGCUCUCUACAUUGGCGGCGCUCACAGAAUACCUUACGUAUCCAUUGGAGUGUUUUUGCAGAUUCUGUCUUGGGGGGCUCUGGCAUUAAUCCCACUUGCAGGUGAAGCCCUUCCUACACUAAUGGUGUGCAUUCUGCUUAGUAACCUUGGAGCAUCGGUCACAGAAGUUGCAAAAGAUGCUCUCGUUGCUGAAUACAGCCAAAAACAUGGAGUAAGUGGCCUACAAUCUUAUGCAUUUAAGGCUCUGGCUGCAGGGGGAAUCUUAGGCAACUUGAUUGGAGGUUUUUUCUUAUUGAAAACACAACAAACCAAAACAAUGUUUCUCUUGUUUGCUGCACUACUUUCACUUCAACUUGCAAUUUCUCUAACAACAAGGGAAGGUUCUCUUAACUUGCCACAACCAUCAGAUCAUCAUUUCAUAAGAAAUACUCUCUCAGAAAACUUACGCAAACAGUUGUCCAGUCUGGUCACUGCAAUAAGUGAAGAGUGCAUAUCUGGUCCCCUUACCUGGACUGUGGCCUCUAUUGCUGCUGUCCCAAUUCUGUCAGGAUCCAUCUUCUGCUAUCAGACACAAUUCUUAAGGCUUGACCCAUCAAUCAUUGGGAUGUCUAAAGUGAUUGGCCAAUUGAUGCUACUAUUUGCAACCUUAUUCUAUGACAGAUACUGGAAAAGAAUUCCCAUGAGGAAAUUGAUUGGCAUGGUGCAGCUCAUAUAUGCGAGCUCCCUGCUUCUGGACCUUGUCCUAAUAAAGCAAAUCAAUCUCAGAUUGGGAAUUCCAAACGAGGCCUAURUAUUAUGCUUUUCCGGCUUGGCAGAAAUGGUAGCUCAGUUUAAGCUCCUCCCAUUCUCAAUUCUCUUUGCAAAUUUAUGCCCACCUGGCUGUGAAGGAGCACUUACUUCUUUCUUAGCUUCUGCUCUUUGUCUAUCAUCCAUUAUCAGUGGCUUUCUUGGAGUUGGGUUGGCUUCUCUUAUUGGAGUAACAUCUGGUGAUUACUCAAGGCUUCCCUUGGGGAUCUCACUACAGUUCCUUGCAGCUUUGGUUCCCUUGGGAUGGCUAUCACGUCUGCCUAUGUCACAGCCAAUAUCAAAGGAAAGGAAGAGGAGUGUAAGUAAAAAAGGUAGAAAAGGUAGGAGGGUGGGAAGAAUGGCAUUUGGUUAUGUUUAUGCCUACCGGCGACAAAGAGAAUCUGAAGCAGACAGGUAAAGUAUGCUGAGUGAGGUCUUACAAUUUUAUUCAAGGCUGGAACAUCCAUACUCUUUGAUUGCAGUUAUAUGUUUUGAUUGCACAAGCCAUAAGUACGAUGGGACUGCAAACCAGAACAGUGCAAUUUUGUCUUUUACUUUUAUCUGAGGGAGUAGUUUUCGCAUCAUCAACACCAUCUGGGAGAGAUUCUCGCCUACCUCUUCAUCAAGAUACUUGAAAGAAAAGCAGUUGCAAGUCAUUCCUACUUUAAGAUCGCAGGGUGUGAAUGUGAUCAUCUUUGUGAUGAGGCUGCUUGUGGUAAUUUUGAUUGUUUUAAGAGGAUGUCCCGGUGAUUUCAUCAUAGCAAUGCUUCAUCAGCUUUUUCACAGUCGAAUGGGUGGAUACAUAACCACUUGCUCUUCGAUCAGUGCCUAUUAUGUAUGCAAAUGCAAGACAAGUGGUGCUGAACUGCUAAUAACCUGCCAAAAUAGACCAGAAAGAUGAGAUAAAGUUUUCAGCUGGAUAAAACCAGGUUUGUAAGCCGACUGAUUCUGGUAAGGCGGUCAGUAAGCCUCUGAAGAUCAGAGGCAAUGGCAGUUGCAGAGAAAUGGAGAGAGAGAGAGAGAGAGAGAUUCUAUUGGGGUAAUCGGGUCUGGGGGCAUUUUGGGUCUUAGGUCCCAUAUGGCCAAAGGGCUCCUAUUUUUAAUAUUUCCUGUUAUUGGUUCUUAGUGAACCUUUUAGAAUAAGUCCAAGAACUGGUUCUGAUUCUUGGAUUGGGUGAGGCCAGUUUGAUUGAGGCUUGAGUUGGAUUGAACUGGCUUUAUAGCCUUUUUGUAACCCAACCCUCUUUAAGGUUAUAGAUGAAAAGCUGAAAAAAAAUUCUGCAAUA
Molecule: messenger RNA, 2779 nt
Organism: Nelumbo nucifera (sacred lotus)
Lineage: Eukaryota; Viridiplantae; Streptophyta; Magnoliopsida; Proteales; Nelumbonaceae
Product: putative folate-biopterin transporter 8, chloroplastic
Cellular component (GO): membrane
Source: RefSeq, a predicted model, not a curated record